Molecule: messenger RNA, 479 nt
Organism: Penaeus monodon (black tiger shrimp)
Lineage: Eukaryota; Metazoa; Arthropoda; Malacostraca; Decapoda; Penaeidae
Source: RefSeq, a predicted model, not a curated record
UACACGCUCUAGGUGCGAGAAUGCCACAAAACUGCAAUUUGGCAGAGUUUAGGAAUCUUAAAUAAAAGUAUAUUUGGUGUGAUUCAACACUAAAGAGCAUCACAAGGGGGAGGGGUCUCGCCACCGACUGUCUCGCGCGUCACACCAGCUGCGGUUGGUCAUGUCUUCCUAACACUACGUACCUACAUCACAGCAAACAAGACACUCUACUGCUUAGAGGCUCCGCGGCCUUCCUUCCCUCACGCUGGGAGGUCCUUACAACUACCCUGGACUCCCUCCCUCGCCGGCAGGAGUGCGGGAGGGGCGCGAGGCUCCUGCAGCGGCACGGUCUGCCUGCUUCCUGGCGCCAGCCUUCUUCGCGCCGCUGAUUCAGCAGACACAAAAUCUCGCUACCGUGGCUUGAAUAUGCAAUGCGAAUGCACGUGAGUCAGUGCUAUAUAGCAUACGUAAUUCCUAAAACAUAAAAAAACGAUUAUUGA